Molecule: messenger RNA, 1611 nt
Organism: Symbiodinium natans
Lineage: Eukaryota; Dinophyceae; Suessiales; Symbiodiniaceae
Source: the annotation of a GenBank genome assembly
AUGACGUCCUACCAGUGGCUGAUUCUGCGCGUCCGAGCGCCCACCACAAAACCCGAGGUCGAAGAGACAGUCGCUCGUCGUCGUAUGUGUUGCAGACCCACAUGGCCUUCCACACUCUGUUUCCGCAGGAUUGAGGAGCUGUGGGAGAUGAGCGUCGCAAGCGUCACAGUCAGACCACUGACUCCACUGACGCCGCGGCAGCUGCGCCCUUGGAACCUGCCUUGGAGCCUGCCGAGUGCACUUCCGGAAGUGCCACCUCCGGUGCACUUGCCGGCACUUCCGGCCUGGCCAAGUGGGGCCAAGAGCGCAUCCUCAAGGUUCUCAGGCAGGGGGGGAAAGCACGGGGAGAAAGGGAACAAAAGGGGUAAGGCAGAGCUGCCGGGGCGCCUAUACCUGCAAGGCAGGGACCAUCCCUUGACAGCGGUGGCAACGGGGUGCUUGCUUCUCAGGUGGAUCUCUGCAUCGGUCGUUGUGUUUAUCCUUGUUUGUGCGAGUCCAUGCGCCACCGACUGUGCUUGCAACUGUGCAGGCACCGGCCGCGAAGCCGGAGCUUUGCUGUGCAGGCGGCAGAAGGAAGGGAAGGAAGGGAAGGAGAAGGAAGGGAAGGAGAAGGAAGGGAAGGAGAAGGAAGGGAAGGGGAAGGAAGGGAAGGAAAGGGAGGGAAGGCCAAAGAAGCCGAAAGGGCUGCGCGAGCCCUACUCGGGCGCCUUCCCGGCCUUCCCGACCUUCCCGGCCCCGACCUCGAGGCGCAGAGGGACGACUGAGAGGCGCCGGCUGCCCAUCCUUCAAGCCGCAGCACGGCCGAUUCGACCCCCCGUGCAGGUCAGCUCAGCCAAAGAGAGCCGCAGAGCCGAUGCAGCGCACUUUCGAAGCGAGUUGAAAGGUGACGACGUGGAGGUAGUGCCAGACACCGUGCCUGGCGCCUCGGAGGCCAACUUCGCCCGCAUCUAUGCUCGCGAGGAGUGGGGCAAGGGUGCGAGGUCGGGUUUGGGCUCGCGCGAAGAGACGACCCGCGAGUUCCGGGCCUUCUUGGAGGCCUUCCUCCGUGAUCACUCGGUUCGCUCCGUGGUGGAUGCAGGCUGCGGCCACUGGCCCUCGGGGUACCAGCGGUUUAUGGACUGGCAGGGUGUGCAUUACACUGGCGUGGACGUCGUGCCGUAUGUGGUGGAGGAGAAUGCCGCGUACUUCCAGGAUGGUUCGAUGCUCUCCUCCCAUGGGCUCUCAACUGCGCGAUCCCUUUGUGGGGAUGUUUCUGAGCAACUUCCCCCAGGGGAUCUUCUGCUAGUGAAGGAUGUGCUAAUGCACCUGCCUAACCGAGCAGUGCACAGCUUCCUUAAGGAGAGUGUGAACUCAGAUGCUCCCAAGUACCGUCUGGUGAUGCCAGUGCCUGAGGGGGAGGCUUGCGGGUUCCUAGACAAUGCUGCUGGAAAGAAGCUGGUGCAGAAUGAAGUGCCUCCCGUUGCCAUCCGGGACAUGGUCGACAUUGAGCCAGGGCAGCUUCUGCCCUUCGACAUCUCGCUGCCGCCCUUCGCUGCGCGCUUCGAGCCGGUGUUCCGCUGGAAGAGCGACGAGCCGAAGGUGGUGCAGCUUUGGAGAGCUGCGAGCGGAUGA